Molecule: messenger RNA, 1491 nt
Organism: Megalops cyprinoides (Indo-Pacific tarpon)
Lineage: Eukaryota; Metazoa; Chordata; Actinopteri; Elopiformes; Megalopidae
Product: gap junction alpha-9 protein-like
Exons: 1
Coding region: 1-1491 (496 amino acids)
Biological process (GO): cell communication
Cellular component (GO): connexin complex
Source: RefSeq, a predicted model, not a curated record
AUGGGGGACUGGAACUUCCUGGGAGGGAUCCUGGAGGAAGUGCACAUCCACUCCACCAUGGUGGGGAAGAUCUGGCUCACCAUCCUCUUCAUCUUCCGCAUGCUGGUGCUGGGCGUGGCGGCGGAGGACGUGUGGAACGACGAGCAGUCGCACUUCAUCUGCAACACGGAGCAGCCCGGCUGCCGCAACGUCUGCUACGACCGCGCCUUCCCCAUCUCGCUCAUCCGCUACUGGGUGCUGCAGGUCAUCUUCGUCUCCUCGCCCUCGCUGGUCUACAUGGGCCACGCCCUCUACCAGCUGCGGGCCCUGGAGAAGGAGCGGCAGCGCAAGAAGUUGCAGCUGCGGCGGGAGCUGGAGGCGGUGGAGCUGGACCUGGCGGAGGCGCGGCGGAGGGUGGAGCGCGAGCUGCGUCAGCUGGACCAGAGCAAGCUGAACAAGGCGCCGCUGCGCGGCUCGCUGCUGCGCACUUACGUGGCCCACAUCCUGACCCGCUCCGCCGUGGAGGUGGGCUUCAUGAUGGGCCAGUACCUGCUGUACGGCUUCCACCUGGAGCCCCUCUACAAGUGCGAGCGCGAGCCCUGCCCCAACGCCGUGGACUGCUUCGUCUCGCGGCCCACGGAGAAGAGCAUUUUCAUGGUGUUCAUGCAGUGCAUCGCCGCCGUCUCCCUCUUCCUCAACAUCCUGGAGAUCCUGCACCUGGGGUACAAGAAGCUGAAGAAGGGCCUCCUGGACUACUACCCGCACCUGAGGGAUGAUUUGGACGAUUACUAUGUCAGCAGGUCCAAGAAAAACUCCAUGGUGCACCCGGGGUACGCUGGCCCCUCCAUGGGCCGUAAAGCCACCAUCCCCACCGCACCCAGUGGCUACACCCUCCUGCUGGACAGACAAGGCAACGGCCCCACGUACACGUACCCAUUCCCCGAUGUCUCCUCCACCUUCAUGCCCAUCCAGGCGGAUCCGGUCAGCAAACCCGGGCCAGACAACCACAAGGAGGUUCCGCCCAGCCCCACCGAGCAGAACAACUCCAACAACACCAGCAACGAAACACGGUCUCCGCUUGUCGAGAAGCAGGACAACCCCGAGGAGAUUCCCCACUGCGACCCCCAGGACCCCAGAGGCUCCAUAAGCUCCGCCCUCCCGGCGGUCUCCUCCUCCUUCCCCACCCUGCUGGCCAGCACAGGGAGGCGGCCGCGGAGGGUCAGCGCCCCCUGGAACUGCUCCACGGUGGAGGAGAGCAACAGCUCCGACGGAGAGGGCUUUGGCCCGGGAGCCCUGAAAAGCCGCCACAGCUUUGCCGUGGGCCGUGCCCGCGCCACCUCUAAGCCUGACCUCAAGAGGCUGAGCCGGUCCCAGAGCCCCAACUCGAUGGGCGAGCUGAGCUCCGGGUCGGGACCCGGCCGCGACAGCCCACCGGCCUUCUCGCCCAACCGCCGAAUGUCAUUGGCAAGUAGCGGCAGCAGCAGGCGAGCCCCCAGCGACCUGCAGAUCUGA